CUUGGACAUCCAUAAUCAGAAUACUACUUCACCUUACCAUAUCCAGUUUAAAUCAGCUGUGUAAGCCCUGGUCUGCUGCAGGACGCUUUGUUGGGUUGUGGAAAAACCCCAGGCCGAGUCCACAAAUCCUGCACUCGAGCAGCAGCACUCCUUCUCACCGCAAUGCGCCUCCGCUCCUCCACAGUUCCCGUGGUUUCAUCCCUUUUCCAGCACUCUGCGGUGGUUUCCUAACCACUCUUACCUUAUAUUCUCUGUGUGCUACCUCCUAUCUCUACCUUUAUCUUCUUAAAGGCUAUCACUUGACGAAGAUCUUCUAAUUCAACCUCCGCAGUUGCCCUUUCUCAUUGACUAACGACACAAUGCUGGUGUCCAUAGCCCUUGCUUGUGGCCUUGUUGUCGCCGUCUCCAUCGUUACUACGCUCGUCUCGGGACUUGGAUCUCCACUUGCCAAAGUACCUGGCCCUUGGUAUUCUCGAUUCACUCAUCUCAUCCUCAAAUACGAGACGAUCAGGGGCAGGAAAGUGUUUUACGUGCAUAACCUUCAUCUCAAGUAUGGGCCCAUUGUGCGAAUCACUCCCACAGAGGUGGCUAUCGCAGAUGUAGGGUGUUUUGCUCAGAUCCACAAAAUCAGCUCCGGCUUCUACAAGUCGCCCUGGUACGACACGGUCACCCCCAACCGACAACCUGGGGUUUUCGCCAUGCGAGAUCCUCACCAGCAUUCUGCUCGCCGGAGGCUAUUCGCACAACCCUUCAGCAACUCGGCACUCCAAAAGAAUUGGGCGGCUGAGAUACGCUCACGAGUUGAAACCGCCGUCUCAAAGAUCAGACAGGACGCGUCAAAUGGGGAUGCUGAUGUGUUCCGAUGGUGGACUCUGAUGGCAACUGACUUGAUUACACACCUGUGCUUUGGCGAAUCUUUCAGGAUGCUGGAGCAGGGAAAGCAAUCACCGUACAUCGACUCGAUCCAAUCAUGGCUGCUCAUGAUGGUCUUGAGAGCCGAGUUGUACCCUGUCUAUGUCCUUGCGCGACUGAUGCCUUCUGAAAGAAUUCAACGCGUCGUGAGAGCCGACGAGGUUGUUGCCAAGCACGGGAGCCGCGCCGUCGACAACAUGCGCAACGCAAGCGGCAACGCGCAGAAUCUCUUUGGACAAGCGCUCGCCAUGGCGAACAAUCAAGACAAGGCGACAAUCACCGAGAGCGAUGUUCGCGACGAGGCCACCAACCUGAUCGUUGCGGGAUCGGACACGACAGCCGUUACCCUGACAUAUCUUGUCUGGGCUGUGCUGAAGAGGCCAGAGUUACAAAGGGAGCUCGAAGAAGAAGUGGCGGGAUUGAGUCCAGACUUGAGUUUUGAUGAGUUGAGCCAUGCACUUCUCCUCAACAGCGUCAUCGAGGAGACGCUUCGACUCUAUGGCGCGGCUCCUGGCGCCCUCCCCCGUUCUGUGCCACCCGGCGGUGUCGACAUGUUGGGCCACUUUCUCCCUGGUGGCACCGUCGCUAGCACGCAAGCUUACACCAUCCAUCGGGACCCGAACAUAUUCCCCAACCCCUUAGAGUUUGAUGGGUAUCGGUUUAUCAAGCCUGACUUGAUGACUCCAGUUCAGAAAACGGCCUUCCACCCGUUUGGGGCGGGAAGCAGGGUCUGCCUCGGGAUCCAUCUGGCCUACUUAGAGAUGCGGCUCGCAGUCGCACUGUUCUUCCGGGAAUGCCGCGGGAUAAGGAUCAGCGAUGUGAUGACAGAUGAAAUGAUGAAGGAGGAUGAUCGGUUCAUCAUUGCACCAAGGGGUCAUUGCCUAAAGGUGACAUUUGGGUGAGCUGAAGAACACCUGGCGCUUGAAGGGUGGGAAUCACUGCAGUGCUGUGUCCCCGGUGUUUUCUGGUUGACGAUUGGCAGACACAUGGGGCUGGGCGCUGUAUUGGUUACAGUAACCAAGCGUGUAUGCCGUCAAAUCCAUGGAACACAUGGGAAAUUCAUAACGGUGUAUUCAAUGUUCUAUCAACCCAGUAUCCAUCGAUGGAAGUCUCUCUUAGACAACCCCAUAUUCCAAC
Messenger RNA from Parathielavia appendiculata, 2049 nucleotides. RefSeq names its product cytochrome P450. Gene Ontology annotation, molecular function: monooxygenase activity; oxidoreductase activity, acting on paired donors, with incorporation or reduction of molecular oxygen; iron ion binding. The transcript has 3 exons. NCBI's taxonomy places the organism in Eukaryota, Fungi, Ascomycota, Sordariomycetes, Sordariales, Chaetomiaceae. The record is from RefSeq and is a predicted model, not a curated record. The coding region runs from base 360 to 1814 and encodes 484 amino acids.